AUGUCAGGCCAGAUAUUUCUCUAUAUCUCGAACGGGCGCACCCUGUGGGUGCCGCGUCACACGGCCUCGCCCACCGAGACGAAGCCGGUGUGUAUGCUGAACUACGUGACGCCGAUGGAGUUGUCUCGGUCCUUUUACCUCUUCGACUACGCGGUGCAAGUGGUGGAGAACGCGCAGAUGGCGGCCAUGAACCCGAACGCGAAGACGCCGAACGAGGUGCUGGCAGCGGUGAACGACUUCCGCCGUGUCUGCGCCGAAGAUCAAAACUUCCUUCUCCAGCGCUGCUACAACUCGCCCGCCCAGCAUCAGCAGCAGCAGCAGCAACAGCCUCAGCAACAGCCUCAGCAACAGCAGCAGCAGCAGCAGCCUCAGCAAGUGAACGCUUACCCGACUCCUUACUCGUCCACCCCCGCCCAGCAGCAGCAGCUGAUGAUGUCUUCCGCGACCGCGUCAGGCUACGGCGGUGGCAGCAACAACGCAGGCGCUACCGGAGGUAUGGAUUCAGCAGCCCUGCUCACGCAGCUGCUGCAGCAGCAGCGCCAGCAGUCCCGUAUGAUCAGCUGCGGCAACACGAGCGGCCAGGGCUACCAGGACAACGGUGCCGGCGGCGCCUACGGCUACAACACCAAUGACGGCCGCAACUACUACGGUGGCGACCGCGGCCGUGGUGAUCGCCGCAUGCACGGUAAUGCCUACGGCAACAACAUGGGCUACUCGCAGAACAUGAUGAUGCAGGGCGGGAUGCCUCGGCCGCAGCAGCCGAUGAUGAUGGGCUACAACAGCAUGAACCCCUACGGCAUGGACCAGAUUAUGAUGUAUGGUGGCGGCCCCGGCCAGAUGUACCCGAACGCGCGUGGUGGCAGCGGGCGCCGCAGCAACAACUACGGCGAUCCCAUGAUGAUGAUGGCGCAGCAGCCCGGCAUGUACGGAAGCCGCCGCGGCAUGGGUAGCCAUUCGCAAUCGCAACAGCAGUCGCGGAUGGGCGCGACGGUGCGCAACGAGCCGGAGCCGAUCAACCUCGACGGCGUCACAGUGCCGGAGGAGAUCAAGACGGUGUACAUGAACCCCGCGCAGCAGCUUGUGAUCGCGACGAUGCCGGGCCCGCACAUGACGGUGUGGCUGCGCGAGCACCCCUUCCCGACGGACCUGCAGGACAAGAAGUUUGUCUUUGGGAAGAAGGGCAUCUGCCUGAUGCUAAAGGCAUCUUUCGAGGAGGUGAAGGGCAGCAAGCCGGUGGAGCUGUUCCCGAAGCAAAUCUGCACGCACUUCUUCAUCUACGGCUACUGCUCGCGCCCCAACUGCUUCCACGAGCACCACAACGAGGAUCAGCUGCGGGAGCUGAUCGCGGCGCGGCAUGUGCAGCUGAAGGCCAUGACGAAGGCUCAGCGGCACCAGCUGAUCGACGAAAUCGAGCAGAAGGAGAAGGAUGGCCUCGCGGCAGCAGCGGCUCACCGCGAGGAGCGAGAAAAGAAGCGCGCCGAGGCAGCUGCCGAGCGGGAGGCGCGUCGUCAGCAGCGGCAGCAGCAGCUAUCGCAGCAGGGUCAGAUGUACACCUCCUCCUCUGCGCCCAACACGCAGCCGAAUCCGUCGCAGGACAUCGGCAGCGACAACGAGGACGACGACGCCACGACGCAGGGUGGGGCCGGCAGCAGCCAGCAACAGCCUAGCGCGAACGCGUCACUGGCGAACAUGAUGGCGAACAGCCCCUCCCAGGACCACCAGGCCGUGUCGGCGGGGGCCGGUGAGGCGACGGCAGAGGCCUCCAAAACGCCUGCGAAAAGUGACGUCGCGGCGAAGCUUGGCAUUACCGAUAGUGAUGACGGAGACGACAACGAUGGCUCCUCCUCGUCCGCCAGCGGCAGCAGCUCCACGAGCAACACGAAGGCUAAGGCAGAUGUGGUGGAGGCGUCGGCGGCGGAUGAGGACGAGGGGGACGCCGAAGAGGAACACGACGACGCCGAGGAUGAGGAGCAGCAGGAGGAAGAGGAGGAAGAGGAUGCCAAGGUCAAGAAGUCUAAGGCGAAGAAGCCGGCGCCGAAGAAGCGCGGCCGUGCGGCCGUGCCGAAGAAGCCAACGAAGCGCGCUAAGAAGCAGUAG
Molecule: messenger RNA, 2097 nt
Organism: Leishmania major strain Friedlin
Lineage: Eukaryota; Euglenozoa; Kinetoplastea; Trypanosomatida; Trypanosomatidae
Exons: 1
Coding region: 1-2097 (698 amino acids)
Source: RefSeq, a predicted model, not a curated record